UAAAUUAACACAAUUAAUCAACUGUGAACUUGAGCCUAUAUUAAAAUUUAAAAGGAGCAAAUAUUACUCUAAUAUGGACCAGGUGGAGUAUAGAUUAAAAACUGAUUUUUCUAGCAAAGCGGGUGUAAAUCUUCUCCUGAGUAUAUCAGCUUUAUAUGCCUCAGAUGAUGAAGAAAAUUGCAAAGUAUAUUUUUGUGUAUGUCUAAAAGAAUCCUCCUUGUUCUUAUUUAACGUUGACACUGUCACCUUCGCAAUAGUUAAAACUAUACACUUAGACCGCUAUCUAAUCAUUGUCCUUGACGAAAACCCAACCCAAAAAUCCUUCAACAUCAAUGGAGAGGAAAAUCUUGAGUUUUCUCUUCAGUUAGAUGACGAAGUACACCACUGGGCAGCUACUGAGUAUAGGGCCAAGUUAAAUUUUAUAAAAGGCUUUGUAAUGAAUAGCAACAUUUACUUGAAAGUUCCUGUUUCUUUAGCCCAUUCUGAAUAUAAAACUCUAAAGGAGAGAAGUGAAGCGCUGGGUUCAGGAGCUGAGCCUGAAACUUAUGAGGAGCUCUCUGCUCAAGAGGGUACCGAUGCAGAAUUCACCAUUGGCUCUGACGCUACUAUUUUUGAAAAUUAUGAGCUGUCCUCCUCAAAUCUUAAACUCAACAGAGAUACUUUGGAGUUGGAAGUUGUUGAAAUCCUGCUGCAAUCAGAAUCUCAAACUUCGUUGAUGAACCAAUAUUUUGACGAUCUUUUAUUCCAAAUUGACCGUUUAGAUUUACAAUUGAAAUUAUAUAACAGUUAUCUCAAGGACGCCCGAAGAGAUAUACAAAAGCUGUCUAAGCGCGAUAUUCUUAGUGAAAUCCAAACUAGGAACUAUAAGAGUUUACACUUAGAACUCUCCAAUCUUGUUGAUGCCCUCAAUCCCAACGAAAUCCAGCAGAAGUACGCACUUCUAGCGGAGGGGCACAGCGCUCUUGACAACGAGCAGGGUAGCUUGCAGUGCCUGGAGGCCAUACGUAAGCUGUCAGCGGCUGUCCGUUUGUCCCUUCAGUCAGGGAUGGGAAACAUUCAGGUCGUGGAAGACAGCAUAAAAAAACUUCGCGAAAAGGAAAUGGCUUUUCUCGAUCUUUUCAAACAGAAAAUAGUGGGACUAGUGGAUAAGAUGGAGCAAACAGCCUCCGGAAAAGUAGAACAUUACACUCUUCCCGUCCACGAAAACUCCUACAAUUUACUGCUUCCCUUUUCUGAUUUUUUUUCCAUGUGGCUUAGAGAGUCCCACGAAAAAACUUAUUACUGGCUAAUAAAAUAUUACGAGUCGGCCGCGGCGGGUAUCUACCAAGCAGAGCUGCGUCAAUGCACCAACAAUCUCUUCGAAGCUUUCCACUCCAUACGCUGCGAUGACGCCUCCGAGUGGAAAAAAUUCAAUGAGGCCUUUGCUCACAUUCUCAGGGAGUAUAAUAAAGUGAUUGACGAAGAGAUAAAGUUCUGCAGAGCGUUUUUUGGCCUCCACGUGUCGAGCGAGAGUUCUGAUAAAUAUCUGAGACAACUGUUGCGGGGGAUCCUCUUUAAAGAAAUAGAAACCAACUUGAACACCAUAUUAGAAUUCGGGAGCGCGAGAGACCAGAUGAUAUGUAUCCAAAUGGAACGAGUCGUGCAUGAGAUCAUGGAAAAGGACAAGCUCAGCCAGCAAAACUUUUUUUCAGAGCAGCUGGCAAAGUUUAAAGUUGCAUUGAAGCACGAGUUUGACCGAGUGGUAUUAGAAAAGACUGCCGAAAUACCCCAAAGGGGCGCAAGAAAAGACCCAAAGCGCAAGGAUAACGUCUUCUCCUUUUGUUUACAGUUCGAGCCUUUUUUGCUUCGCGUCAAAAAGGCCCUGGAAAAGGCGUCCUCGAUAACCGGCGAGUGCAGUACGGCAUUCGUGAAAGAGCCUGUCGUAACGUACUGUCGCGCAGUAUUUGACGCCGUUGAACGCUGCGCGCAGGAAAUCAAAUCCAAGGAGGUGUGUUUGUUUGAAAACUACUACCAUCUCUGGUCUUCUCUAACGACCGUCAAGCUGGAAUUCAUAGAAAACUUCCGCACAGAGGCCCAAGCAAAAUACAAACAGCAUAUUCAGCUUUACAUCACUAUGAUAUUAGAAAUGCCCAUGGAAAAAGUUGGUAAAUUCAUGGCGGGCAUCAAGCGUAGUCUCGACAUGGGCGUUUCGGAGACUGAAAUUGUUUUUCAAACGGAAUACAGCAAACAAAACCUGAAAAAGCUCGUUGAGUCCUACCCGUCUUCAUUGGUUAAAAAACAACUCGCCACUGUAUAUAAAAAGGUUGAGCGAGACUUCAACGCGGAAAGCAGUUUGUUCCAUAUGGUGUGGCGGCUUCUCUUCGACGAAUUGGUCCAGCAGUUCAAGUUCUACCGGUCUACCAUAGAAAGAUGCUAUCAAGGGCUGGGAGUGGACUUCGAUUUCGGGAUCGAGGACUUGUACAGAAUGCUCGGCGAGGUGGGAAAGUAAAAAUAAAAUG
Messenger RNA from Zophobas morio, 2498 nucleotides. RefSeq names its product exocyst complex component 1-like. The transcript has 22 exons. The record is from RefSeq and is a predicted model, not a curated record. Lineage: Eukaryota; Metazoa; Arthropoda; Insecta; Coleoptera; Tenebrionidae. Gene Ontology annotation, cellular component: plasma membrane; exocyst. Gene Ontology annotation, biological process: Golgi to plasma membrane transport; exocytosis. Gene Ontology annotation, molecular function: phosphatidylinositol-4,5-bisphosphate binding. The coding region runs from base 74 to 2488 and encodes 804 amino acids.